Messenger RNA from Cuscuta europaea, 1547 nucleotides. The record is from the annotation of a GenBank genome assembly. NCBI's taxonomy places the organism in Eukaryota, Viridiplantae, Streptophyta, Magnoliopsida, Solanales, Convolvulaceae.
UUGGAAAACGUUAAAAUCAAAACAAUAAAUAAUCAGGACAUAAGUGGACUAUGCGGGUAAAAGUAGAAUUGAAGACCGAAAAAAGCUUAAGCUCCGGCCCAAAUUGAAACCACCCCGAGAGAGGAUGGAGGAAGAGGAAGGCGGAGGGCCGAGGCUGAGCAAGAGAUUCGCCGAUAAGGGUGGAGAAGUGGAUUACAAGACUAAGGCGGGAACCGCCUGGUCUCACAACUUCCUUAACCAGAAACCUUGGCACCCACUCUCUUACCCUAACCAACGCCGGAAGUGGAUCGCCGAGCAAACCCAUGCCCAGAAGGAACGCCGCUCGGAAGAAAUUGCCCGAGAGUAUGCUCAAGAACAAGAGUUUUUCCGUCAGACUGCUUUGGCUUCCAAGAAGGAAAAAGAAAAGUUGGAGAUGAUGAAAGCAGUUAGCUUUAUGUAUGUGAGACCUCCUGGUUACAACCCGGAAAGUGCUAAGGCUGCAGAGGUGGAAGAUGAGAAGAAAAAGCAAGAGAACAACGGAACUUCUCAGGCUCCAAUAGCUGCUGAGGAUGUUUCUGAGUCAAAGAUACCUGAAUUUGUUGAAGAAAAAAAGAGACCAAGGCCAAAGGAUGUGUUUGGCCGGCUCUUACCAACAGAAGAUCAAUUUGAAGUCCUCAAAAAUGCUCCAAGGCUGGACACAGGUGCCCCUGGAAGGGCAAAACCUUUUGCCGUUGAGAUACGGAAUGUCAAAUGUGUAAGGUGUGGAACCUUUGGCCAUCAAAGUGGUGAUCGUGAAUGCCCAUUGAAAGAUGCUAUCAUGCCAAACGAGGAGAGUCGGUUAAGAAGAGAUGACCCUUUGACUGCUAUCAUAGCUCAGACAGACCCAAUCGAGCCUUUAAAGUGGGAACUGAAACAUAAACCUGGAUUGAGCCCUCCACGAGGUGGGUUUAGACCUGAUGAUCCCAAUCAGCAGAUAGUUGCAGAGGAUAUAUUUGACGAGUACGGAGGGUUCCUAGCUGGCGGUGACAGUAUUCCUGACCUUUUGCUAUCCAACUUUUCAAGAAGUAAGCGAAACAAAAAUAAAAAAUCAAGUAAGAGAAGCCACAGGAGGAGGGGGGCAUCAUCCGAUUCAACUCAUCGUGAAGAAACCUGUUCUUACUCUUCUGACGGUGAUGAUGAUGAUGAUGAUAGAAGAGGAAGAAGGAAAUUAAAGAAGAGGAAACACAAAACGAAGAAGCAUCCCAAGUCAAAAGAGGAGGAAUCAUCAUGUGGCCAUGCCGACAACCAUCAUCAAACAGGAAGAACUAUCAUCAAAUCGAGGCACAACUCUGAUUCAGCCACCAGAAAGGUUAAGAAGGGGGGAGGUGUCCACCACCACCGCCAUCACAGUCAUAGGCGUCACCAUUUUCAUUCUGUAUCAAAAGAAUGACAUAAUUGUGUGCAACAUAUAAUUUCUGUAAUGUCACGAAAGAGUGUGUGCAAUAUAUGAAGUAUAUUUUAUCAGUUUUGGAUGUAAAUCAUUCAAUUUUUUAUUAUAAAAGACAUGCAUUAAAAUAUUGAAAAGAUGU